UGGUGCUGUGAGGUGGAUCUCUGCGCUGCGUGCUGCUCUGCGCGUGGCCGUCUAGUUCUGUCUGAGGCGCGUGAAUGCACGAGUAUACAAGGCAUUAUCUUCAUUUCCAGUUUCAUCGGCAAUUUACAGAAUGCGGAGGUGAAAACGGACGGUCUCGCCGAUCGAGGUACAAAUCCUUGACGGUAUACACUGGUAUCACACCAGUUAGUAUUAUUUUUAUUAUCUGAAAGCUGUUCCUGGGCGAAAAUCACGCAUGCAUUCAAACAGAGGAUUAUCGCGGAGGAACUGCCUUGAAACCAUGAGCUGCAGUUGGGGGACGGAGCUGUGGGAUCAGUUUGAUAAUCUAGAGAAACACACUCAGUGGGGCAUUGAGUUUUUGGAGCGCUACACCAAGUUUGUGAAGGAACGGUCUGAAAUCGAACUGAGCUAUGCCAAACAGAUCAGGAAUCUGUCCAAGAAGUAUCAGCUGAAGAAGAACUCCAAAGACGAGGAGGAAUACAAGUACACGUCAUGUAGAGCAUUUCUGAUGACCUUAAAUGAGCUGAACGACUACGCGGGUCAACAUGAGGUCAUCGCCGAAAACCUGUCCUCUCAGAUAAUCGCCGAAUUGACCCGCUACACUCAAGAACUGAAGACUGAACGGAAAUCGCAUUUCCAUGAUGGCCGCAGGGCGCAACAGCACAUUGAGAAUUCCUGGAAGCAGCUGGAAUCGAGUAAAAGAAGAUUUGAAAGAGACUGUAAGGAAGCGGAUCGCGCCCAGCAUUACUUCGACAAGGUGGAUGCCGACAUUAACGUGACUAAAGCAGAUGUGGAAAAGCGGUGUUCUCUCAAGGCGAAACAGCAAGCUCAGAUGAGGCAUCAGGUAGCCGAAGACAGUAAAAACGAGUACCUGACAUACCUGCAGAAGUUCAACAAGGACCAACACGAGCACUACUACACCCUCAUACCACAUAUCUUUCAAAGGAUACAGGAGAUGGAGGAGAGGCGGGUGGGCAGGGUGAGGGAGAGCAUGCGGGUGUACACUGAGGUCGAGCGCAAAGUAUUACCCAUCGUCAGCAAGUGUCUGGACGGCAUGACCAAGGCAGCUGAAUCCAUCGAACCUAAAAUGGACAGUAAGCAAGUUGUAGAAUCAUACAAGUCUGGCUUUGAGCCGCCGGGUGACGUGGAGUUUGAGGACUACAGUGUGUCAAUGAAGAGGGCAGUGUCAGAAUCAAGCUUCCUGAAUGCUCGCGGAGAGAGCAGACGCCGGAGCAGGAGCAAACUGUGGCCUUUACUCAAGAGAAAUAAGCUUAUGUCUUUGUUAGCGUCGCCCCGCCAGCCCCCUCCCCCUCCCCCCACCUCCCCGUCUCCGGACGGCCUCCUCAACGGCCCCCAGUCCCCACAGCAGCCCAAGGAGCCCCUGAGCCAGCGCCUCAAUGACUUCAUGAGCACCAAACACAAAAUGCACUGCCUGCGGAGCUUGAAACGUGGGCUUUCUCUAAAGCUGGGAACAGGCCAGGAGGACUACAGUCAUCUGCCUCCUGAGCAGAGGAGGAAGAAACUACAAGCCAAGCUCAAUGACAUCAACAAGGACAUCCAGAAAGAGAUGGAUCAGAGGGACGCCCUGACUAAAAUGAAAGACGUCUACAUUAAGAAUCCUCACUUGGGGGAUCCAGACAGUAUAGAUCCACGGUUAGAAGAAAUCACACAAAGCUUGGAAAAAUUGCAACUUGAGUCACAGAAAUUUGAGGGCUGGCUGACGGAGGUGGAGAGGAAGUUACUUGAAAAGGGAUCGGAGUCUCAGAGAAGACAGAGCAGUCAUUUUGACUCGCAGGGCAACACGCCUCUUACAAACAACUACGGUCAAAACCGAGAGAGUCCGGAUGGCAGCUACACGGAAGACCCCAGCACAGAGACGACGAUGCAGUUCAAAUCACGCAGUACUGAGUUUGAUGACGAAUUUGAUGACGAGGAACCUUUACCCACUAUUGGAACAUGCAAAGCACUUUAUCCAUUUGAAGGUCAGAACGAAGGAACCAUAUCCAUGGCCGAGGGUGAGAUGCUGUAUGUAAUCGAGGAGGAUAAGGGUGACGGAUGGACCCGUGUCCGCAAAAACGAGGACGAGGAGGGAUACGUGCCCACAUCCUACAUCAAACUCUUUUUGGACACGAAUGCCAAAGAUCCCUAAAAGUGUUUGGCUGGCACAGGAGUGGCAGGGCAAGCGUCCUUGCGUGAAACGUCCUCCUCUUGUAACUGUAGUCAGAGAUGUGGGACAAUGUGGGACUAACUGAAAGGAUAUUCCAUUUUUAACGCAACCACUUUCACUGAACCCUCUCGUCUGCCAUAAUAAUGCAAACCGAUCUUUUUCAUGACUAGCGUGCUGAUUAUUUGCUAAAGCUUGCUUCUCGUAUGGACCUAGAAUAUUUAGCCUUGUGCCGUAGCUGCUUGCCGUCAGAGCAGAGCCUUUAGGUUUGUUUGCAGAGGCACAGAGUAAGUGCCGUGUACAUGUCUUGUUAUUGCCUGGCUUGCUUCAGAGCCGAGAGGAGCUUUCUCAUGAAGACAUUAGACUUAAUGAAUAUUUGUCAGUGCAGACUGUUCAGUUGUGUGAAAACUAUAAAAAUGUGGGGGAUAAAUGGGACUCAUUUUUUUACAUUAUAGGCAUAGCAUUGUUUUUUGUUUUGUUUUGUUUUUUUUUUGUUUUUUUUUUCCGGUUAUUACAGUGUUUGCAAGGCGGCACUGUAUUUAUAUCCUUCUUUUUUCUUCUGCCACAAUUUUGUGCAGUUAAUUCAGUUGAAUUAUAAGAAAAGUGUUAUAAGAAAUUUAAGAUUAAGACCCCUUAAAAUGGAAAUUUUCUUACAUAUGAUGUUGAUGACUGUGAUGACUAUUGAAAUCAAAAGGUUUGGGGUCAGUAAGAAUAUAUAUAUAUAAUUUUUUUUGGAAAGAAAUAAGUACUUCUGUAUUUAGCAAGCAUUCUUUAAAUUAAUCAAAAGUGACAGUAAAGAUAUAAUGUUACAAAUGAUUUCUAUUUCAAAUAAAUACUGUUCUUUUGAACUUUCUAUUCAAAGAAUCCUGAAAAAGAUUACAAUUUCAACACUGAUAAUAAGAAAUAUUUCUUGAGCAGCAAAUCAGCAUAUUAGAAUGAUUUCUGAAGGAUCAUGUGACGUUGUUUUUUUGUCAAAUAAUGCAGCCUUGGUGAGCAUAAGAGAUUUAUCUCAAAAACAUCUUACUGACCCCAAACAUUAGGGGUCUUUAAACCGACUUAUGAUAGAAUGUUUUUUCAAAUUUAAAGGGGUCAUGACAUGGAUUUUUUUUUUUUAUUAUUUUAAUAUGUUACUUAAGGUUUACUUACUGUAUAUUGAUAAAGUUUUUUGCACAGAAAACAAAUAUAUAUGCAAAAAAAAUAUUAUUUUCAACCUUCAUUCUGACUCUGUCUGAAAUGAUCUGUUUUUAAGGGGCGGCUCCUUUAAGGCUUGUCAGGAAACGGCCACUGUUAUGAUUGGCUAACGUCAUUGCAUAGGAAACCGUAUCAACAGCCACUCACUAUUGCAUGUCAUUGUUUUGAAAACAUCCAUAUAAAACCAUCAUUUACAUUUGCUUUUGACAUGACGCAACGCUCAUAUCCAGUGUAAGCAAAUGUCAGCCGUUAAGUGACUGAAUGCCAGUGGGCGGGGCAAAAUACUUUGUUUAAAAUGAGGAGGACGUUUUAAGCUAUGAAACUUGCAGGAUGUUUUAAUAGUACAAAGACUUCUUACAUGUCAAAACAUCAAGGUUUGAUUUCUCAUGUCAUGACCCCUUUAACAGACCGUGAAUGUCAUUGUAAUAUAUGCAUACUGAAUUGUUUCUUUUCUAGCUGUAUUAUUAUCAAUCUCUCUCUGUUUGUAACUUCAAGCUAUCAUUUUAGCCUAACACUGUUGUUUUGCUGCCUUGCAAGCACUGGUGUUUCCAUCAGGAAAUGAGAAUAUGAUUGUUAUUAUUAUUAUUAUUAUUAUGAAUGCAUAAUCAUCCCCUACAUUUUGUGUGAGGUGCUGUUGUAGAUGAAUAGUUCUCUAUGGCAGGUGAAGUGGUAAGCAUCUUUUCUGGUUCUUUACUCUUUCCUCCCAGAGAAGAAAGAAGUGUCACCUCACUCACUCACUCACUCAUUCACACUUUCUUCCUGCGAUGUGUGCACACACACGCCACAGCUGCUCCCUUCUUUCUCUCGCUCUCUUUCUCACCUCCUCUUCUGUUUCUCUCACUGUUGCUGUCUCAAACUCUCUCUGUUUCGCCUCCUCUUUGUCUUUGUUCUUUUCAUAUUUUUCUACAUCUGUAGCCCUGUAUUGAUGGGCUAGUUUUACCGGAGGUGGUCUGGUCAGGUAAAUUAGUGUUUCACAGAUUUUUUUAAUUCCGUCCGAAUCAAACGCUACCAUAAUAAAGAGCAAAUUGCCUAUGUUUAUCGGCUAACUUGGGAAGUCUAAUUUCAUCUGGUCUGCAAUUUACGGUAUAUUAUUGUUUCACAAUUACCCCAACCAAAGGCCCGUUCACACCAAGAACAACAGCUAUAAAGAUAACUAUAACAAUAACUACAUUGGAGUCCACACCAACAAUAUCUUUUUGUUUAAUCUAAGCGUGCUGCAGUUUUGUCAUCUGCCGCUUUAAAUGCUCUGAAAGUGAUUCCAACGAUAUCGUUCCUCUGUCUCCGUUAUUAUCGUUAUGAUUGUGGUGUGGACUCUGCUAUUUUUUUAUAUUUUGAACGAUUUUUAGAACUAUCUUUAUUGUUAUAUAGUUAUCGUCCUUGGUGUGAACAGGCCUUAAGGCUAAAUGUCUCAUUGCACUGCCUGGUAGACCUUUAUUAAUAAUUUAGUAUUUUUGCCUAGUUUCUAGGUAAAUGGUUAGUUAGCCGAUUCAAGAUAGUUGAUACUAAUCCUGGAGUAAGAAAAAAAUCACAAAUACUCUGACUUAAAAAAAGAAGCCACUGAUAAUCUGAAAAAAAUGUAGGAUUUACUGUGAAACUAUUUUAACUCAGAAAUCGCUAGUAAAUUUCACAAAUAAUUACAAAGAAAUGGCAAGUAACAGAAUUAAAUGUGUCAUUUUGAAAUAGAAAGACUGAGGGGGUGUUUAUUUGACACCAUUUUCAACAAAAAACGGAAAACGUUUUAUGCAUUUUGACUGUUCAUUUACACGACAAUGGCAUUUUGGGGGCCUGAAAAUGGGUUUCAAAGUGCAAGUUUUUGAAAACGAUACCAUUAUCGUCUCUGUGUAAACUACAGAACCGCAAAGUUGUAAAAACAGUGAUGUCAUGCACAUGCUUACGCAUUCAGUCUAUAGGGGAGUGGUGUUUCUUUACAAAGUGACCUCACCAACUACUGGCCUGACAUGCAUAAUACAGUGUUUUUAGUCGUUUUCAGAGAUCCGCGUGAACGGUGUUUGUUUUGACAACAUUGCGUUUUUGAAAAGUUUCACAUACAGACAACAAAGGAAAAACUUUUCCAUUUUUAGUUCAUCGUUUUCAUGUAAACACGCAAAAAAAGUAUUUUCUUGUUAAACGUACUCCAGUAAUCUUUGUUUUAUUUCGAAAAACUGGUCUGAAAUGCUGGCAACACAGGCAAAUGUAUAAAAAAAAAAAGUCUCACUGUUCUAUAUUGGAAUGUCACUCAGCCAAUCAGAUUAGAGGACUGGAACUAACUUUUACAUAAAUAAUUGGAUUCCAUCUGAAUCAGUACAUGAAAUCCCAGAUGUCCUCUAUUAAUAAUUGUAACUUUAAUUGGCAUUAAGAAAAGUGAUCAGCCUCUUUUUCGCUCUUCUUCUGCUCUUUUCCUUCCAUUCUCUCUCUCUCUCUCUCUCUCUCUCUCUCUCUCUCUGUCAGCGCAGUGGAUGUGGCUGUGUAUGGUGUAGCUGUAGUGGUGCAGUCCAGUAGAUGUUGAUGGUGGUCCUCAGCUGGUGCUAUGUUUCGACGCAUGCAUGCUUGCCCUGUCUCUGUGUGUGUGCCAGUCUUAGGGGGUCCAAGUCUCCAUAAAGUUCAAGCCUUCGACUUAUGACGGUUGAACUUAAGCUUUUUGAAUUGUGUUUGUGCCUGUUUUUUUUCUUCUCUACUUUAUCUUGAGUGUUUUAUUUCUUUUGGAAAAGAAAUGCAUGGUCUUGUCUCUACACAUCCCCCUAAGUUAUUCUUUUGAAUUGUUUACACCGUUUUAGAUUCUUUUUUGAGUCUCUCUGAAUGAUUGAUAUCCAGGGUCCAAGAUUAACAGUCACCAAGCGCCACAUGCAUGUAAAAACUGGCUUUGGUGAGUAAAUGUUAUUUGCUAGUUGGCUGGUAACUACGAAGAAUAAUAAAUGGUUAAGUCGAUAAAACUUGCUGGUUUUAUCUGAUUAAAGUGAAUCAAAUGUGAUUCAAAGACAUAUAAUUAAUAAGAUUUCUAGUGUUAUAUUUCUUGCACCAAAACAAAAUCACAACGGGUCUUUGUUUUUUUACACAACGACCUGCACUUUCUUCUGCCGAUAUAAAACGGAAGAAAAAAGCUUAAUAAUACCAUUGUCAUAGGAACCAAUGUGUUUUGAAUAAAAUAUUACAAAAUAUGAGAAAUAUUUCUGGCUGGUUUUUGUUAAUUUUGGACCCUGUCAAUAUCAUUCUGAUUUCAUUUUUGAUGUUAAACGCAAGUAUUUACCUCAUUCAGAAUAGAUUUGGGCUGCUCUUCAAUAAUAGGUUCUGAACAUGACGAAUACUGUCAUAUCCAUUCAUGAAGAAACACUACUGCAGAGCUGAAAUGUCUGUGUUUUUCUGUAUAUUGUGCUUUUGAACUUGCUGGAUCCCUUCCUUCGAAGACCUCAUAAACAUAAAACUGCCAAAUAAAGUGUGAAAGGCUUGUGAAUUUUUUGCAAAUGCUAACCAGUAUAGUAGACAAUGAGUUGAGUUUUAUUUCAGUUAUCAAAUCAUUCAUAUUGUAAAAGUCAAAAUUGUAUGUCUGUCGAACUGGGCAGUUUUUAUGUAGAAGUUUAACAAAUUAAAGGUCAUUUUAAAAUGUU
Messenger RNA from Ctenopharyngodon idella (grass carp), 6975 nucleotides. RefSeq names its product formin binding protein 1a (gene fnbp1a). The record is from RefSeq and is a predicted model, not a curated record. Lineage: Eukaryota; Metazoa; Chordata; Actinopteri; Cypriniformes; Xenocyprididae. Bases 254 to 2167 code for a protein of 637 amino acids. The transcript has 18 exons. Gene Ontology annotation, biological process: signal transduction; endocytosis. Gene Ontology annotation, molecular function: protein binding.